AUCGCAUAGUAAACAUCGCGUUUUCAAACUUUCACUUUUGAAACUUUUAUUUCAGUUUUUCCCGUUUGUUAUUUGUUAGGAUUUCGUAGUGAGUACUUGCUGAUAUACUAUUGCUUAUACAGAUUUGUAGUGAAACACAAGACUAGCAGAUGUUUACAGAACAUUUCCGCUUUGCGUAUGGCCGAGACAAAGCGAUAAAUUCUUCGCACUUCUGGUGAGAUAGCGAAAGCUUCGUUUGUUAAUUUAGAAUGCCGAAGGCGCGUGGUGACUUGCACAGUCGACCAAUGACCUCUAAUGCGUAACAAAAAUCUAGCGACGAAGCUUACAAUUGAUAGUGGUUAAUCGAAGAAUGCUUAACUUUUUCAGCUAACAAAAUCCGUUGUUUACUAAUUUAACUAGUAAAUUGGUUUAUUUUUCUGUGCAUGGGUAAGCCUGAAGUGUACAGAAGUGCGUCGCUGAGUACAGUAGAAACAGAUUGUCGACUUCCGGUCAUCACCUGAUCAGCGUGUCGCACCACCGAAAAACAGAAUGCUGCUCGAGAACAAAAUCGGUGUGCUUUCGCGAUCCUGUUCCUCCGCGUUUCCUAUCUGCGGUAUUUUUAUUUAUGCCAUACUGAUGAGCAUCAGUCGUGUGCAGUGCGUCAGUGGGUCUAAUUCCUCGGAGAUUUCGACCGAUUCACCAUUUUCGAACACAAGUGUUUCCACUGCUAUGACAAACGUUACAACCGCAUCUGUAAACCAUACAAACAUCUCGCCCACUGAACGACUAAUGAUAGCGACAAACUUGACUGCCGCUCGCCUGAAAGAACAAGCGGAAGGACCAGAAGCAGACUGGGCUCAAAAUGCCGAUGGAAAAUGGGAAUGGAAAGGCAAGCCGCGUAAUCGAACUCUGGCAGAUAAAUCUUCCCGUCGGAAUCUACUAAAGACCACGCAGUCUCCACCACUGAACACUACGUCGUCGACGAGAUUGUCAAGUGAUCACAAGGAUAACAGUACAAAUGUUACCGGACAAUUAAACACUGCGGCGCCAGCGCACAAUAAUUCAGCGAUCACCCCGCAGUUGACCUUUAAUGCUUCCAACAUUACUAGUACCAGUAUUCCAGCGAUCCUUUAUUCCAGUUCUAACGCAUCCUUAACAUUGAAUCAACAUGAAAUUAACAAAACAGUGGACAUUUUGAAAAACAACGGUUCAGUGGUAUUGAUUGACCACCAUACCGUUAACGGAUCCAACAUCACAGAAAUUGUUUCUAUAUCGCAUGCAAGUUGGACAACUAGUGCAACUAGUGCAUCCAACGUUUCGGCUUCGGGAAACCACUCCGUUGAUUUGUUUAAGAACAACGCCAGUAUAAAUUUGAAUCCUGUCAAUGUAAGCAGCCAUGACGAGGCAUCAUUUAAUAUAUCCGCCCUUGCUGCAAUUUCCGCUAAUACCAACGACGUGCUCAUCCCAGACCGCGCUUUGUUUCCCAACGCAAAUAAUUCGCCGGUGCGGAGUGAAAUCACGGCACGUCCCUUGAUUAUUAAGAGGCCGACAACCCCCAUAAUCAGCCAGAAUGUAUCCAACUUGACGGGAAAAUCCGAACGCACAGAGGUCACGGCGCGCCCGAUUCUCAUAAAAAAGCCAACCACAUUGGCAGCCAUUCUUAGCUCUUCCAGUAAUUUGGAUGUCGGUCAUUUACCUGUGUUUAAUCUUUCCGGGAAAUCGGCGGGACCGGGAUUAACGUUUGAACUUCGAAAAAUGACCGUAGUGGAAGAGCAUCCGGCUAACGUAACGAUUAGCCACAACAACAGUUCUAGCAUUAUGGAUGUACUGAUUCCCGCUCUCAAAAUUUCUGCGGUCAAUGGAAAUAAUACUACAAUUAAUGCCAGCAACGGCGCACUGCAAGCAAGUGUCCACCGGGAAAUGGACAUUGUUUUACAUAACACAACGGAUUCAAAGAUCAUUUCGGAAGCAAAGCUAAACACAUCAAAUAUUAAUGGCACGGAAAAGAUUCAAAAUACUUUUGACUCAAAAGUCAACACUUCGAGUAAUGCCGGCGCGAGUUUAAUCGAUCCACAUCAGUUAAUUGCCGCACUGGGUGCGUCAUUGACCAACGCGUCGGCGCUGUCGGAUUUAGCGAAGGAACAUGGGGAUAAUUUGAAAAUCGACAAGAUAAUUCCGGCUAACCACACUAUAAUUAUAUCUGUGGAUAAAUCUCACGGAGUCGACGCUACAGAGUCGGCAACAGCAGCCAGGACGGUGACCCCGGCAACGGCUGCUCCACCACCCGUUGUUACCCAACCACAGGUCGCAAAUGUGGCUGCACCGGCGCCGGAUCAUUUGGGUGCUUUGGCCAGAUCCGCUGAAGACUUUCUGGAGAGCUACACUAAUGCUAAGAAAAAAGCCGGCAAACUUAUGAAGAGGAAGAAGACCUCAGAAACCUAUGGUCCCAAAUCGGAAAAUGAUCCAAGUUUCUAUGAAAAUCGUGCACUUCCUAAAUCAGCCCGAAGAAAAACUGCCGGCAGCGACAACAGUAGAAAACCGGCAGGGACAUCUGUACCGACGUCAGUGAAUAUUAGUCCGUUUUGGGAAAUUCUUUCAGGGUUGUUUAAUGGCGGAAGUGACCAAAUUUCCGAAGGCGGUCAAUCGAUUUCCGGAAUGACAUCGUUUCUCCCCAAUAUUAACCUUGGAAUGAUGCAAGACAUCCAAAACGCUCAAAGAAAAAUAGCCUCCCCUGCGCAAAGAAUGUCCGGAUAGAAAUUUGAUAAUUUUCUGUGAGUAGUUUUUUGCACUUUUGUUGUUUUGCGUGAAAUACUUUUGUUGUUGCUCAUUUAAUUGUUGCUUCCGUUGAUCAGGCUUUUAUAUUGUAAUCUUUUCCCCUUAGCCCUUGUGUGAUUGUAGUGGGGAAAUAUAUACGUAUUAUGUAGAAUUGCAUCUUUUGUUGCACUGUAUGUUUCAACACGACCGACUUUUCAAGCUCGAACGCUGCACUACCGCGGUACCUGUGUGCAUCCUCACUUAUAAUGUUCUCUAGCUGUGCACGCCUGCAUGUGAAAUGUACGAUACUUGUGUUACAAAUGCGGGGCCUAUAGUUAAUUCAGGGAGAGAAAAAUA
Paramacrobiotus metropolitanus is the source of this 3090-nucleotide messenger RNA. RefSeq lists its product as uncharacterized. The record is from RefSeq and is a predicted model, not a curated record. Bases 529 to 2733 code for a protein of 734 amino acids. Lineage: Eukaryota; Metazoa; Tardigrada; Eutardigrada; Parachela; Macrobiotidae. The transcript has 6 exons.